ACCUGCAUCCAUUUAGUGAGCUAGAUUCUGUGUGCUCAGGGGUGUGUCCUGUGAAUAUACAGGAUGAGCAGUACUUUUGUGACCCUAGCUGAAGUGUUGGAGGCUAGAGGAGGGCCACUGGAGGAGGAUGAGGUCUGGGCCCUCCUGUUUACCUCUGCUGAAUCACUGCUGGAUCUUUUCAGCAUAGGGCAAAGCAACAUCUGCAGCAUUAUAAGUCCGACAUCACUGCUCUUAUCUACAAAUGGUACACUAGCUUUCAAGAACUGCACAAUGACAGAUGAGGCGUGUGCCUUUACUGCACCAGAGAUGCUGCAGGGCCGUGCCACCAGCAGCAGAACGGCUAUGGAGAAGAUGAUUGUAUACUCUCUUGGCAUGACACUUUACUGGUCAGUGGACUAUCACAUUCCUCAAAACCAACCUGUUCAGUUGAGUGAUUCUCUGAACUGCCUCCUCUUGAGCAUGUGUGAGGAUGUGGCCCAUCGACGAGGGAACCUCAGCAACAUCCUGGAGGCCUGUGAAUCCCACCAUAAAGCCUCAGUACUGACACCACCCAACAAAGUGAUCCAGCAGCUGGUGGAAGAGCUCUUCCAAAACUCUGUUGACCAACCCACUCUGUCAGAAAAUACAGUGCGGCAGAUAAGUGGCAGAAGUUUGAUGGUCAGAGAACGACUUCAUGGAAAACGGAUAGCGUACCCUGGCUAUGCAGAAGGGAAUACAAGUGCAGCAGCGAGACGCAGAUUGUCAUUUGACUCAGACAUAAAACAGGGAGCUGUGCAUCAACAGAAAUCCUGGUCCCUUAAAAGCAGAUCCUCACAGACGCCUGCCUUCCAAAGCAUUCAGAGCAGAAUUCCACAUAAUGGAGGUGAAAGCAGUUGGUCACCUAGGAAUUCAUACCAUAAUACGCCCUGCAAAACUGAACAUAGACUUUCCAUCCCUUCCAUUCCUCUCAGCGAGUCUACAGUCAGCCUCAACCAAAGGAAGACAAAAAGUCUUGGACCUGAGUUUGCAAGAAUGGCUGAUGAGCCUCAUGUUAUUUUAGAGCUACCUGGAUCUAUAGUGUCAAAGAAAGGAAGGUCUUCCUUAUCCCAGAGGGAAGUUAUUGUGAUGAUGCCAAAUGCACAGUGUGUGGUGGUGAGGUGUGACAUCAAGUCCAGGGGAAGAGAUGUCUUUGACAUGGUCGUCGCUCAUGCAAACCUUGUGGAACAUUUUUACUUUGGCCUUGCUUUCAUGGAUGAUGACGAAUUUUUCUUUUUGAACCAUGAAACGAAAAUCUCCAAAGUGGCGCCAGACUGUUGGAAGAAAUUAGCAACCUCUACAUUCACCCUGUUUCUCCGUGUUAAAUUUUUUGCUGAUGAUAUUUCCUACAUAUUGCACAAACUCACACGUCAUCAGUACUAUAUCCAGCUGAGGAGAGAUAUUUUGGAGGGCAGAGUGUACUGUAAUGAGGACACUGCCAUGUUCCUUGCUGCCUUGGCUCUGCAGGCUGAGUUUGGAGACUACAUACCAGAGGUUUAUGGAAAGAACUACUUCCAGAUGGAGCAUUACAUUCCAAAAAGAGUGAUGGAAAAAAUGGCCUUGCCCUGUGUAAGGGACGAGUUGCCAAGGUUACAUGCCAGUUAUGCAAAUAUGCUUAAAGAAGAUGCGGAGAUAGAAUUUUUAAAGAUUGCACAACAGCUGCCGGAAUAUGGGGUGCUGUUUCACAGAGUCGCUCGAGAGAAGAAGCUCGCAAUUGGAGAACUCAUUCUUGGAGUUUGUGCUAAAGGAAUUAUGGUUUAUGAAGUUAAAAACAACUGUCGGAUAUUAAUCCGCCGAUUUCAGUGGUCUGAAACUGACAGUAUUUCCACAAGUUGGCGGAAGUUCACUGUGGAAUGUGGCCCUAGUGGGAAAAAGCACUCCUUUGUAACUGAAAGUUCCAAGAUAGCACAAUACCUCCUGGACCUCUGCUCUGCGCAGCACAAAUUCCACAGCGAGAUGACCUCUCGACAGCUCACCUACAGUUCAGCAUCAGAUUGCCACAAAGUGAAACAUCCUUUGAUAUGGCGUGCUCGACAAAACCUGUUGAAGAGGAUGUCCUGCUCAGAAGUUGGUCUCAAUAAUGUUGGUCUGAGCAUAUCAUCUAUGAACUCCAUAAGCAAGUCAUGUGAUGAUCUUUCAGCCAAGAUCCAGCAGUCGAGAGACUUGCUACAAACACAUGACACUGUGGGAAUAAGAGGCCAGAGUGAACUGAAGAAACCAAGUCAGAGCUGCAGCUCCCCAGGGGCUUUUAGUUCUCCAAUUUACCGAAUCAUGUCGAACGUCUCUCUACAAAAACAAGACUCUGAAUCUUACUCAAUCUCAUCCAGAGCCGACACUCCUGUUAGAACUCCACCAGAAAGAGAAAUUAUCUGUGUUACACUGAAGAAAGAUCCAAAACAUGGCUUUGGAUUUAUUAUAGUCGGAGAGGACAAUACAGGAAAAUUAGAUCUUGGAAUCUUCAUUGCAUCCAUCAUACCUGAUGGGCCUGCUGAUAAAGAUGGCAGAAUCAGGCCAGGUGGGCGACUGAUUUCUCUUAACAAAACCAGCCUGGAAGGAGUAACUUUCAGUACAGCUGCUGACAUCUUACAGAACAGCCCAGAUGAAGUGGAGCUUAUAGUGUCUCAACCAAAACAUGACUUUUGGGACCGUAAAAGCUCUCUGACUGCUGGCAACCUAGGGCUGAUGCUGGAGAAAGGCUUGGACUCUCGAAGUACACAGAAUGCAGAGCACAGGACUGUAAAAGAGGACACUGAAUCCAGCAUUGUCACACCUAAAAUGGGAAGAAAGCUACAUAUCCCUGUUGUACGAAUUCUAGAUACUAAGGAUGCAUUCCCUGGGUCAUCCUCGAAGUCCAGCCUCAGGCCAGGUGACUUGGUCUGUGUGGGGCUCAAGAAACUCAACGGCAGUCUGGGCAUCUGUGUUGCAGGUGGCAUCAAUACCAGUGUUCGCCAUGGAGGGAUUUAUAUCAAAAGCCUGAUACCUGGAGGAGCUGCUGAUCUAGAUGGUCGAAUACAGACUGGUGAUAGGUUACUGGAGGUGAAUGGCUGUAACCUGCAAGGUGUCACACACAAGCAAGCUGUUGAAUGUUUGAAAAAAACUGGAGAGGUGGUGUCUCUACUUUUAGAGCGGGAGCCUCCUCUGAUGAUGGAGACCUCCAGCUUUCCUUUCAGUGAGGAGAAACAGAAAUCUCCAUCAUCCCUAAGUGCACAGAGCACCACCACCCCCACCAGACAAGACAUUACCAUGGAAACGCCCUUGUCUGUCAGGGCCAAGGACUACAGCUUUGUGUCAGAUGAGAACACACUGGAGGUGACUUUGGAGAAGAAACUAUGUGGUUUGGGCUUUAGCUUCCUCAUCAGUGACAUUACUCCUGAGGUAGGAAGUGUAGUGCGCAUUAGGAGACUGUUCUCUGACAAGAUAUCGGAAGAGAGCAGGCUACUCAGGGAGGGAGACGUCAUCCUCACUGUUAAUGGAGAAUCCGUAAAAGGUCUUUCCUAUAAGAAAGUCCUGCAGCUGUUGCGGGGAACACCAUCUGAGCUCAAGCUGUUAAUAUGCAGACCUUCACCUGGACAACUUCCAGAGAUGGAAUCCAUCUCACAGAGUCCUUCCCCAUUGCCAAGUAAAAAGCAGAGGUCGCGGUCUUUAGAGUCUGUCUCUCCGGACUUUGGUGAAAUGCUCCAACAAAAGUCCAUAGCACUAUGCCAAACAAAGGACAGUGCUUCACCUAAACCCUAUGCUGUCCGAUUAAUUCAGCAGAGACAAGACAGUGAACAGGAUGAGACACCAUCCACCCUAUCAUCUCCACCAUCCCUGCCAUCUACUGAUGGACAGAACACAGAAAAUCCAGAUGAGGAGGUUCUCUCCAGCACUUCUUGUUCCCAAACACCAACCACACUUAUAACAACAACAACAACCCUGAGCCCUGUUCAAACUCCACUCAUGCCAACACCUUCUCCAACAUGCCCAUACCCAAAGCCAGAAGUAAAAGAGGACACGUCCUCAAAAAGCAACCAUAAUUCAGCUAAUGCCAGUGAGCUCACUGAGGAUAUGGAUGGAAGUAGGGCAUGCUUUAUGGCCAAUGGACUGGAUGUCUUAGCUGAUGAAGAAUAUCUGACCAUUACUACCACUGCAUCUACUAGUGCUUUGAUCCCUCCUACACCUUCUCCACAUACCAGUCCAACAAAAACAACAAAAUCACCCCCUCCUCUACCUCAGCCUACUACAACAAGCACCAACAAUGGCUGGGAUGAUGAAGAGGAGGAUGAGGAUGAAGAAGACUCAAGAAGGGAAGUCUUUAAGGAGUUUGAGCUGACAGUAACUCUUACUAAAUCCAGAAGUGGUAGUUUUGGCUUUACUAUCACUAGGAGCAAAUUAGAUAAUUGCUAUUACAUACAGGACGUCCUGGAUAAUCCAGCCAAAGCAGAUGGCCGUCUCAGAGCAGGAGACAGACUAAUCAUGGUGAAUGGUCACUAUGUGACCAAUGUGUCUGAUGAAGUGGCCAUGACUAUUCUGAGAUACUCUCCUAAAAGGCUUCACAUGGUGUUAGGCAGAGCUGUACAGAACCUCCUGCCUCCUCCACCACCAGACAGCCUUCAGGACAUUAUUAUAUACAAGACCACAUCUGGACAAAUGGGUAUUAAGCUCAGAGGUGGCAUUGGCAGCAAAUGGCAGUGCAUUUAUGUUCAGGAAGUGGUGCCAAACUCACCUGCCAGUGAGGAGGGCAGCAUUCAGCCAAAUGACCGAAUUGUCUACAUCAAUGGCAGGUGCACCCUGGGAAUGGCACUGGAAGAUGCAGUGAAGACCUGUGAACAUGCUUCACGCAAAGUCAAACUCAAAGCUAUGAGAGAUGAUCAACCUGUGACACCCAAAAGCAAAUGGAAUGGUUUCUUUGAUUGGAAGAAAGAAAAGAGAUUAGAGCCUCCCUCUGAGGAGCCUAGGUCAUCUGAGGCGGAGGCUACUGCUGAUGUAAAACUCAUGGCUGAAAAUGCUGAAGGAUUUGGGCCAAUGCCCUCUGUAACCUCUCAGCAGGAGAGCUGCAUUCUUCAGCUGGAGUUUACUAAACCAGAGAGAGGUGGGUUGGGCUUUUCUCUGGUAGGUGGCAUCAAUGGCAGUAGUCUGCAAAUAAAGGACAUCUGCUGUGGAGGUGUGGCUGAGCAGGAUGGCAGGCUGCGUGUGGGAGACAUCCUUCUGGAGGUGAAUGGGGUGAUCGUGUCAGGAUUGAGCCACCUUAAAGUGGUAGAUAUUCUGAGGAGAGCAGAGGGGACAGUUCAGCUGACUGUAUACAGAGACACUUUCCCCAUGACUUCCUGCACUGGCCCUAGGUGCUCCACUGAAGACCCUCAAGAAAACAACACUAAAGCAGGAGUAAGCUCACUUCUAGAAGUGCAGGAGGAUCAUGUGUCUUUUCAGACACCAGGGUGUCCUGUGGUUCGAAUGGAAUAUGAACAGGAUAGUGGAAACUGUACACCUAACUUUCAGGGCUGUUGUCCAUCUCUGAGUGUCAAAGAUAUGCUACACAGCAGGACAGACCCACAGAAACAGAAUUUAGAAAAUUCUUGCAAAAUAAUGGAGAAAAAUUACACAGACAGCUGGAGCAGUGAUGAUGAAGAUGAUGAUGAUGAAGAUGACGAUGAUGACACUCAACAUUCCACUACAGAAACAACACCUCACACAGGUCCGCCUAUUGUGUCUGAGGAGGAACUGACCAGAUUUGCCCUGAUCAGCCCACCUAUGAAUGGCCAAUACUCAGGAUCCAGACUCAAAAGUCUUAUUCAAAAUCUUCAGAAUCUACUGGAUCAGCAUGAGCUUGUCAAGGAGUUUAUGGCAUUAGGUCAUCUGGCACCUUCCGAUAACUGCCUGGUUGGGAAAGCACCAGAGAACCGAGAGAAAAACCGAUACAGAGAAAUCCUGCCCUAUGAUAAGACACGGGUUCCUGUGGGAGAGAAACAGGACUACAUAAAUGCCAGCUACAUCCGGAUGAAGGUGGGCCCGGAUGAGUUUUUCUACAUCUCAUCACAGGGACCUCUGCCCAACACUCAGGACUGCUUCUGGCAGAUGGUUUGGGAGAACAAGUCUGACAUCAUUGCCAUGAUGACCCGGGAAGUAGAGCGCGGCAGAAUCAAAUGCCACAAGUACUGGCCUGAGAAAUGUGAUGUUCCCAUAGAAACUAGCCACUACCAGCUGAUCUUGAAAAAUUUCCAAAAAUUGGACUACUUCUACAUCAAGGUCAUCCAGAUGGUAGAGAAAGAGACUGGAGCCACACACUUCGUGAAACACCUGAAGUUCACCACGUGGCCAGAUCACAGUACGCCUCACUCUUCAAAGCAGCUAGUGCACUUUAUCCGAUACAUGCGUGCAGUACACUUGAACGGGCCAAUCAUAGUGCACUGCAGCGCAGGCAUCGGCCGGACCGGCGUCCUCAUCUGCACUGACGUCAUCCUCGGCCACAUAGAAAGGGACCUCACUAUUAAUGUGAGUGAGACUGUGAGGGAGAUGCGGCUCCAGCGCCACGGGAUGAUUCAAACCAAGGAACAGUACGUCUUCUGUUACAAAGUGUGGCUGGACGUGUUGCAGAGCAUCUCGCUUCUUCAUGGCAACCAGUGGCAAUCAGAAACCCCCUUGUGAAUGAACGAAUGAGUUCUGGCUUUUUUCCACACUAAGUUAUUCCACAGUUUCCUCAGUGGGGUGACAGCUCUCAUCUGUUUGAACAGUGUUGAAAUACUGUUAUAUGAAGUUAAUCAUGUGCACUGAGUUUGAGUUUCAGUGCUGUUCUGAUCGUUUAGUAUUAAAUAUAUGGCGCAGGAAGCACACUAGACAUUUUCAUCAACUGUGUUAUGACCUUGUAUGACUCGAUUUAUAUCUUCACCUACAACAUAUAACUCAAAGCACAGGUUUCCUAGCCAUCUUCAUUAUUUUGCCUUGAAUGUGUAGUCAGGUACGAUCUACUGAAUAUAUGAAAAUGUGUCUUUUAAUAUGUAAUGUUUAAAUAUUUGUCACAAUUGUCACUGCUGUUAUUUAGACAAGCUGAACGCUGCACAAUAUCAUAAGCAAACAACCAACUGAAAUUUCACGUAAGAUUUAAAAAAAACAACUUGUCCAUAUUAAGUCUUCAUUAUUAUACUUUUCUUAGACAUGAUGUAAUAAUUCUAAAGAGCUAUUUUUACUUUUAAGAGCUAAAACACGUGGAGUAAAGUGCCUUUUACUUUGUCCUGUUGAGCAGCUUUCUCAGUCGUCUCUGUCACUGAAGUAAACCAAUAUUGGCUGCAAGCUGCCAGCUGACAGGAAGCAGAAAAACAAACACUUAACCCAAAGAAGAUUGGGUGAAUAUACGAGAUUUGCUAGACAGCCAGUGGUGGACUUGUCAUCGACUGGGAAAAAAUCUUUGGGGAUCUUUUGAGUUUAGAUAUUUUGGUUGUUUUUUGUCUUGGUAAAGACUAGAUAAAAUCAUGAUCAGAAAUCAGAAUUGAAGAUAGAAAGCUCAAGAUUCUUUUUACACACAAACACUAAAGUUUGAGUGACUUAAGGAUAUAGAAAUAUAAAAUUAAGCAUAUAUAUAUUUCUGGGAUCUACCCUUGCUAACAUGUAUUAAAUGUCAGAUUUUGAGUAUCACACUUUUUUAAACAUUUCACAUUUAGUUGGCAAACUUUAAAUGAUUUAUAUUCUAGAUCAUGCCUCGCAUCGAAAAAGAUAAAGUAGCAGUAGUAGUAUGAAAACUGCCAAUGUUCCAAAGUUCAUUUCCGAUAAAGUAUAUCACCAAUUUAAAGAGUUAGUAUGUAGUAUGACAGAGAUUUUUCAUUCUUUAAUGCUUAUGAUUCCUGGUUUUCUUGUCAUUUUGUUAGUGUUUAAAAUGCCUUGGUCAAUCAUAUUUCAUUCUGGUCUCUUGCUCAGCUCGAAUAUUUGUUUGAAAGUCUGAAAAGCGUAAUUUAUUUACAUGCCGUUACAGUAAAUGAACAAAUUGAAGCUGCUAUUUAUCCAUGAUCAUUUUGCUGUUUGUGCUGUAUUGAUAUGAUUUUUUUUUAUGUUUAUUCUUGGUGUAUAGAGAUGUGCUGCUUUUAUUUAUUCACACUGUAGAUAUAAUAUAUACUUGCAGUGUCUUUCAGGAAUCUCUACAGUGAAUGUAUUAUAUUAAGAAAUGUUUAAAUAUCUAAG
This is a messenger RNA of Hemibagrus wyckioides, 8163 nucleotides long. RefSeq names its product protein tyrosine phosphatase non-receptor type 20 (gene ptpn20). Gene Ontology annotation, cellular component: cytoskeleton. The record is from RefSeq and is a predicted model, not a curated record. NCBI's taxonomy places the organism in Eukaryota, Metazoa, Chordata, Actinopteri, Siluriformes, Bagridae. Gene Ontology annotation, molecular function: protein tyrosine phosphatase activity; protein binding. Gene Ontology annotation, biological process: protein dephosphorylation. The transcript has 46 exons. Bases 64 to 6639 code for a protein of 2191 amino acids.